This is a messenger RNA of Brassica napus (rape), 1025 nucleotides long. RefSeq names its product ribonuclease 1-like. Bases 138 to 872 code for a protein of 244 amino acids. The record is from RefSeq and is a predicted model, not a curated record. Gene Ontology annotation, molecular function: ribonuclease T2 activity; RNA binding. NCBI's taxonomy places the organism in Eukaryota, Viridiplantae, Streptophyta, Magnoliopsida, Brassicales, Brassicaceae. Gene Ontology annotation, biological process: RNA catabolic process. The transcript has 4 exons. Gene Ontology annotation, cellular component: extracellular region.
AGAUAUAUUCACUAGUGGAGAAGAGGAGGUAAACGAUUAAACUAAAAAAAAUAAAUUGUUUGACGACUUGUAUACAAAAGCAAGCAAGUCCUGUCAUAACUUGUCUGGGAAAUAAAUCCAAGAAAGAGCCAUAACUCAUGAGAGGAAUCAUCAUCGCAAGCUUCUUCAUAUUACAGAGUCUUCUGGUGUCUUCAUCUCCAUCACCACCGGACUUCAACUUCUUCUACUGGGUCACCUACUGGCCAGGAGCAAUAUGCGAUAGUCAGAAAGGAUGUUGUCCUCCACCGAAAGGCAACACGGCGUCGGAUUUCAUGAUCCAUGGACUCUGGCCUCAGUUCAACAAUGGCACUUGGCCUGCGUUUUGCGACCAAACCAAUCUCUUCGAUAUCUCCAAGGUAUCAGAUCUAGUAAACAAAAUGGAGAAGAAGUGGACAGAGUGGGGUGUUUGGGCGUGUCCAAGCAACGAGACUAAGCUAUGGGAACACGAGUGGAACAAGCACGGAACUUGUGUUCAAUCUGUCUUCGACCAACACUCUUACUUCCUCACCAAUCUCAGAUUCAGACAAAAACUCAAUCUACUUAACAUCCUUAAACAAAAAGGAAUUAAACCGGAUGGUGGUUUAUACGGUUUAGAUGAGAUCAAGAACGCUAUCAAGUGUGCCAUCGGAUAUGCACCAGGUAUCGAAUGCAAUGAAGAUGUAAAGGGGACAAAGCAGCUAUUCCAGAUCUACAUAUGCCUUGAUAACUACGCAAAAGAGUUUGUGGAAUGCCCUUAUGUGCCUGAUAAAUCAUGUGCUUCCAAGAUCAAGUUUCCAAAGUUCCCAAAGAAAGAUUCUCUCGGUGAGACUCUAAGUGUGAUAUCUUCUGUUUAAACUACCUAAGUAAACAAGAGAGAGUGAAGAGUGUAUUGUGUUUUCAAUAAGAGAGUUAAUGUAAGAAAGCUUCGCUAUAAACUAUGAUGAGUGUGAUGAGUCUUUGAUAAGAGAGUUAAGAACCUGCUAUUAUGGUAAGAAACCGUGUUGCUU